AUGUCAUCUUCUGCCCAUUUCAGUGCCCCCUCGACCAUUUCCGACAUCUCCAAUGUGAAUAAUUCACAGUCCACCCCAUCAGGAUUCGUUUCAGCCAGUCAAGAACAUAACCAUGCAGAACUCGCGCAUUAUGGCCACCCUCAGGCAUUUAACCAUACUACAGAGUUCGAAGCUUCACGUUCAUUUAGGCAGGGUCCGCUGCCUCAACUGUCCAACUCCCACCCCACACACCAUGGUUUCAGCCUUCCACCUCUCCACAUGUACACACCCAGAUCUAUGUACUCAAGUCACCCUGCCCCCAUGCCAAUUCAACCUGCCCCCAUGCUUCAUUCUACCUCAACUCAUGUCGGUCCUCACUCUACACCUCGACUCGACGAAAAACCAGCCUCGUCUGAUGAUGAGUUGGAACAACCGUUACUCCCGCCUCCAGCUAAAGGCAAAAAAUGUGCAUCAGCACCAUCAGGACAAGUGUCAAAGCCUCUUGCCAAGAAGGAGAAAACUGAGGUGCAGUCGAAAGGUGGCAAGGCCAAGGGGACGGCUAAGCCCAAGCUGGAGCCUGAUGGCAGCGAGGCCCCCAAAAAGGGACGCAAGGCUGGUGCCGCUGGAUACUCCGUUGAAGAAGUUGAGCGUCUUCUCAAGGAGAUCAAUAAGUGUAUCUCGCUUGGUGGUAAAGCAUGGGAUGCUGUUACUGUCAGUUAUAAUGAAUGGGCUCGAUGUAAUUGUGUUUCGGAGUGCUCGACUAAAGCUAUUCGAGCCAAGUAUGAUGCGAUCACUCAUAUUGAAAAACCAACUGGUGACGGCGAAUUGCCUGCUUAUGUUGAGCUCGCUCAUCAAAUUGAAGCAGCCAUUUCUCUCAAGGCAGGCACUAUUGCCUUGGAUGACUCAGAGUGGGAUGACGGGGCCAGUGAUGGCAAAAGUGAUACGGAGGUGAAAGAUGUUGUUGAAAUCUCCACUGAUGAUGACGAGGAACUGAAAAGUGUCAAAUCCAAGCACACUGGCUCAAAGAAAUCUGUCGUCAAGGCCUUUCGCGCAAAUCCUUUGCUUGAACCUGGCCUUCGACGUCCACGCACUACUGCUGCCUCAGAGGCACUCUCUUCACUCACAUCAGUCUUUAACCCUACAGUCAUGAAGGACCAUGACGAGAGCCGACUGUCACAGAUGGUUCAAUUUAACCAGAUCAACACCUUGCAGACUGAACUUCAUGAGGCUCGUCUGCGAAUUGAAGGUCUCAAUGACCGCCUGUUACAAGAGGCUCGCCAUGCUGACCAUGCUGAGAGCCAGGUUGAUAUGCUCAAGUAUAUGCUGUCAUCACGUGAUGAUUCACAGCCUUAUCAUACCCCUUCACGGUCUCACCAUUCACGGUCUCACUAUUCUCCACCUCGACGGCAGGCCCGUACUGAUGAUUCACGGCCUUUUUGUACCCCUACCCCUUCAUGGUCUCACUAUUCUCCACCUUGA
Molecule: messenger RNA, 1458 nt
Organism: Suillus discolor
Lineage: Eukaryota; Fungi; Basidiomycota; Agaricomycetes; Boletales; Suillaceae
Exons: 3
Coding region: 1-1458 (485 amino acids)
Source: RefSeq, a predicted model, not a curated record